Messenger RNA from Symphalangus syndactylus (siamang), 3982 nucleotides. RefSeq names its product copine 8 (gene CPNE8). The record is from RefSeq and is a predicted model, not a curated record. Gene Ontology annotation, cellular component: plasma membrane. Gene Ontology annotation, molecular function: calcium-dependent phospholipid binding. Lineage: Eukaryota; Metazoa; Chordata; Mammalia; Primates; Hylobatidae. Gene Ontology annotation, biological process: cellular response to calcium ion.
ACUCAUCUGCCCGAGGGCACAGUAGGAGGGACGGAGGGAUCUCCCAUGAGCUCCGAGGGCGAGCUUUCAACUCAGGCGAGGAAACUUCCAGACCUUCCCGUCCACACCUGAUUGACAGAAGGAAGCUGUCGCGGCCCAGGAGGCGAGUGUGGGUGUGCAGAGGUGGAGACAAAACCUAAAAGCACGCAGAGCUGGCGAGGGCUUGCCGUCCUGGACGGUAGGGGUCUGCGUCUGGUGCCACCUACUCCAUCAGGCUACUUGCUGGGUCCACCAAGCCUGACCCCUCCAGCCAGGAGGGGAUCACGGAGUGUGCCCCCGCCCGGGCUGCUGCCUGCCGGAAGGGGGCUGGGAAGCCGGGAGCCCCGCGCGCCACUUCCCCGGCAGCGUCAGUUUCACCCAGGACUGGCUCGCGGUUCCCUCGUGGCUCUGCGCGGAGGCCCGCCUCCUCCCUUCCCUCCCCCAUCCCGCCCGCUGCCUCCGCCUCCUUCUUCUGCCUCCACCCUCAAACCCCAUCCCCGCCUGACGGGAGCUAGCCCUCAGUCCGCCCGAGCUCUGGUUGUGGGCGCCGGACAAGUCCAAGGCGCCUCAUCCCAAUAUGGACAGCCGCUACACCAGCACUGCGGGCAUCGGGGACUUGAACCAGCUGAGCGCUGCCAUCCCGGCCACGCGGGUAGAGGUGUCCGUGUCCUGCAGAAAUCUUCUUGACAGAGACACAUUUUCUAAAUCUGAUCCAAUUUGUGUCUUAUAUGUACAAGGAGUUGGAAAUAAAGAAUGGAGAGAGUUUGGAAGAACUGAAGUAAUUGAUAAUACUUUAAAUCCUGAUUUUGUAAGAAAGUUUAUUCUGGACUACUUUUUUGAAGAAAGAGAGAAUCUUCGUUUUGACUUGUAUGAUGUUGAUUCAAAGAGCCCCAACUUAUCCAAACAUGACUUUCUGGGACAAGUGUUUUGUACAUUGGGAGAGAUCGUUGGUUCACAGGGAAGUCGCCUGGAAAAACCAAUAGUAGGAAUUCCAGGGAAGAAAUGUGGUACAAUCAUACUUACAGCAGAGGAAUUAAACUGUUGCAGGGAUGCUGUUUUGAUGCAAUUUUGUGCAAACAAAUUGGACAAGAAGGACUUCUUUGGAAAAUCAGAUCCUUUCCUUGUAUUUUAUCGAAGUAAUGAAGAUGGCAGUUUUACAAUUUGUCACAAGACAGAAGUUGUGAAAAACACUCUCAAUCCAGUAUGGCAAGCAUUCAAGAUCUCAGUCAGAGCAUUGUGUAAUGGAGACUAUGACAGAACAAUCAAAGUAGAGGUGUAUGACUGGGAUCGAGAUGGAAGUCAUGAUUUCAUUGGAGAAUUUACAACAAGCUAUAGGGAACUUUCUAGAGGACAGUCACAAUUCAACGUAUAUGAGGUGGUGAAUCCCAAAAAGAAAGGAAAAAAGAAAAAAUAUACUAAUUCUGGAACAGUAACUUUACUCUCUUUCUUGGUAGAAACAGAAGUUUCAUUCCUUGACUACAUUAAGGGAGGGACACAAAUCAAUUUCACAGUGGCUAUUGAUUUUACAGCAUCAAACGGCAACCCUGCCCAGCCCACUUCCCUCCACUACAUGAAUCCUUACCAACUGAAUGCCUAUGGUAUGGCACUAAAAGCAGUGGGAGAAAUUGUUCAAGAUUAUGACAGUGAUAAAAUGUUUCCAGCUCUAGGAUUUGGUGCAAAACUGCCUCCAGAUGGAAGGAUAUCUCACGAAUUUGCUUUGAAUGGGAAUCCUCAAAACCCCUACUGUGAUGGCAUUGAGGGGGUCAUGGAGGCUUAUUACAGGAGUCUGAAAUCUGUACAACUAUAUGGGCCCACCAACUUUGCUCCUGUAAUUAAUCAUGUAGCAAGAUAUGCUUCUUCUGUAAAGGAUGGCUCCCAGUAUUUUGUGCUUCUGAUUGUUACAGAUGGUGUUAUCUCAGAUAUGGCCCAGACUAAGGAGUCCAUAGUUAAUGCCUCAAAACUUCCAAUGUCAAUAAUUAUAGUAGGUGUUGGACCAGCAGAAUUUGAUGCGAUGGUCGAAUUGGAUGGAGAUGAUGUAAGAGUCUCCUCUAGAGGGAAAUAUGCUGAAAGAGACAUUGUGCAGUUUGUGCCAUUCAGGGAUUAUAUCGACAGAAGUGGAAACCACAUACUGAGCAUGGCUAGAUUGGCUAAAGACGUCCUAGCUGAGAUCCCUGAGCAGUUUCUCUCCUAUAUGAGAGCCCGAGGAAUCAAGCCAUCACCUGCGCCUCCCCCAUACACCCCACCUACACAUGUGUUACAGACUCAAAUAUGACUGCGCUCUGAAAUGCUAAUGUUAAUUACAAAUCAGAACUGCUGAGUUAAUGCUUUGUGCCUGGUGCUCUGUAAUGAACCAGGCAAUGAGAUACUUUUCUCAGUUUGGUUUCAGCAGUUAAUGUGCUUUCUUGGAUCCAAAAUUAAAUCUCUUCCUAAACCAAAACUGUAAAUAUGGUUGUUGCAUGAGCAACAGAAAAAAUUGUUUAAAUGCUUGAAGCAAAGUACGGAUGUCUUCUCUAAAUCUUUCUUUCUUUUUUUUUUUUUUAACAGAAACAGCUAAUUUCCAAUGUAUUGUUGGGAAAAAGCACAAACUAUGUUUUUAACUCACAUAUCGUCUUCGACUGCUAUGUGUAUAGGAAAGCAGUCUCUGUAUCAAUGUUUACAUGUUACUACUUUUUAAAUUUCAAUACUUUUAUAACUGUUCUUAAAAAUAUGAGUUUUGAAUACUGAAUCCUUUGUCUUCUAAAUUGCAAUAGCUAUAAUCACAAGAGCAAUAUCUCUUUGAAUGACUGUCUGGACAAACGCAAUUGCAAAUAAGGGAAGGGAAAAAUGCUUUUCUAUUUUUCAGUAACCGGAUUGUCUUAAGAAACUACAUCUGCUUAAUAAUCAAUUUCUCAGCAAUGUUUGCUGGGUAUGGGAGUUUAAGCCCGGCAGAUGUGUCUCCUGGUUGAACAUGCAUUUUUCAUGGAGUUUGGGUUCUAAAUUUAGACUGGAGUCGGUUUGUAUUUUGUAACACUAAGUAGAAAUUAUAAAAAGUCAAACAUUGUGAUCUAUAAAUGCACAGAAAAUCCUUUGUAAAAAGUAUCAUCCUUAUAUAAUAAUGCUAUUUAGAAAGACUGAAACCAAGACUAUUUAACUGUGAACUAUGUAGCAGAUGUUUUAAACUUUUUAUUCCAUUAUAUCUUGUCUAGAUAUUUUAAUUCAAAGGGAUACUGGCUCUCUUGAUCGGGAUUUCUUGUUAUCACUAUUCCACGUUGCCACACAAGGUGCACAGGCUGGAAGUCUUUUGUGAAAUUCCCAGUUAAAUAUAUACAACUAUGUGACUUAGUGCACAACACAUUUGUGAAAUAACCUGCUCCUAUAUACUGACCUGCCUGUCCACGAAUAAUUGUAAAGAGUUUUUGCAUGUACAGUUUUUACAAGAAUUACAGUUUUGUGAAGUUGUGUCUAAAUUAAAGCAUUUCUUUAGAACAAAUGGCCUUAAAUUCUCACAGAAUUCCUGGAAAUGAUUGUGAAUUGCCUUCAAAUAAUAGAGAAGUGUAUUUAUUUGUGUGUGUGUGUGUGUGUGUGUGUGUGUGUGUGUGUGUGUCAAAAAUGUAACUGCUUUAUAAUAUUUUUUCCUUAACUGUAUAUUCUAUUUAAUACUUGGUUUAUUUCUACUGUACAUUGUUUUCUUUGUCCCAAGUUGACCUAGAGUGACUUUUAUAAGCAUGAAACUAUUUUACUGGAAAGAAAAAUAUAUACAUCCACAUAUCUAACAGUAUCAAUGUUACAUAACUAUGUAAUACUCAAUUGUCAAUUUUUAAUUAUGUAUUAAAAUCUUUAAAUCAUAACUGUUUGCUUUGUACAUUUCAUGUAUGAAUGACAAUAGUUUGAUGAUUUCCUUUGCUGAUCUUAAAUAUUUAUGCCAGUACAGUGUAUAACCUACAGAUUUUUAAAUUUAUCUUUAUCAACCCAAAAAACAAAUAAA